Lolium perenne is the source of this 6730-nucleotide messenger RNA. RefSeq lists its product as uncharacterized. NCBI's taxonomy places the organism in Eukaryota, Viridiplantae, Streptophyta, Magnoliopsida, Poales, Poaceae. Gene Ontology annotation, molecular function: protein binding. The record is from RefSeq and is a predicted model, not a curated record.
UCCCAUUCCCAUUUCCAAAAGGAAAGAAAAAAAAAAAAUCCCCAGUCCAGAUGAGCGACGAGGGCGGCGUGACGGCGGCGGCCCUGGACAACGACGACCUCCUCGGCGAGAUCUUGCUCCGGCUUUCCCCGCUCCCCACCUCGCUCCCCCGCGCCUCCGUCGUCUCCAAGCGCUGGGAACUCCUCGCCACCGAUCCAGAUUUCCGCCGCCGGUUCCUCGCCCACCACCGGAAGCCCCCCAUCCUCGGCGUCUUCGAGCAGCGCGGCCGAACACUGGUAUUCACCUCCGUUCUCGACCCUCCCGACCGCAUCCCCCCCGCGCGCUUUGACCUGCCAGAUCCAGGCGGAUUAGCGUUUGAUUCAUGGACUCUGCCCGGGUGCCGCCACGGCUUCGUGCUUAUCCUCUUCCAGCGGCUGUCUCUGAUCCUUAUGUUUGAUCCUAUAUCCGUCGAUGUCCGCGCCCUGGCCAUUCCGCCGGGUUUCGGGCCCCGCGUGGAGUUUCCGCCUGAUUACACAAUUUGUGCGUGCACCAUCAGCGCAGCUGUGCUGUGCGAUGCGGGCAGCGGCCAGGGCCACGUGCACGGAGAUUGCCACAUGAGCCCGUUCAAGCUGGCUGUGGUAGGCACCUUCAGCGGAGGCCAGCAUCCAGCAGUCGCCCGUCUCUACUCCUCAAAGACUGGCAUAUGGAGAAAAGCUGUCUGGACGCCGGGACCAUGUGCUGGUACAGUUAGCCGUCUCCCCUCCACCCUCAUCGGCAAUGCUCUGUACUGGUGGCUAGAUGAGUCUGAAGAUGAAAUACUCAAGUUCGAUAUGGGUAAGCGGAGAUUAACUGUGGUCAAGAGGCCUAAUUUUACAGGCAUUCCCAGCAGCUGCAUCCGGAUCAUCAGGGCCGAGGGUGGUGGUGUAGGCAUGGCUGUACUGUCGUACCCCAGCUUCCAAAUGUGGGGCCGCACGGUCAGCAAUGAGGGUGUUGCCACUUGGAUGCUGCAGAAGACCGUCAACAUGCAUGAUAUCAUUGGUCUGCCGUCUGGGUUGGAGACAAGCAAUGAAGUUAUAGUGGGGUAUUCUGAGGAUGCUGAUGUGGUCUUCAUUUCGGUGUCCAGCAAUUCAGAACACUAUACCUUUGUUGUACAACUAGAGUCGAUGAAGUCCAGGAAGCUCAAUCAGAAUCUUUUGGAGAAUUCAUAUCAUCCGUUCGCGAAUUUCUAUACCGGAGGUACUGAUGGAGUGUGAAGUUCUGCUCCAGCCAUUGAGUCACCGCAGCAGCAGGAUCUAUCCCUAUAUCGGCAUACAUCUCUUGAGCCACUGACCUGACUUCAAAGGUUCUGCCAUUAAUUCCGCAUGAUCUGCGUAUUUCUUAUAACCUUGUUGAUACAGUUGGAUGGUUGACUCAUAAGUACCCUGCGAUUAGCUGUGAGAGAUCCUUGUCACUUUGUCAGUUGUCUGUAUUUUACCAGUUAACUGUGUCAGUUGUUCUGUCCGUAUUAUACCUUAUGAGUUAUGACUAAUGUCACAGCAAUCCUGAUGCUGUGGGACCUGGGUUAUGUUUUCUUUUUUGUGUGGAAACAUCAUGCUUAUGUGUGUUACUGGGUGCCGCUUGUAGGAGAUGGAACCUCAUUUCCUGUGGUAUCCAUAAUGAUGAAGUCUACCCCUGGGUGUUGGAGUUCUAGAAUGAAAUUCUUAAGCCAUGUCUUUUACUCUGAACUUUUUCCUCUAGAUUUUCCACCCUAGUUUUGAUGGUUGAAGGCCAAGGGUGUAAAAUUUGGACAGUUUUGAGUUUGGGUGAAACAGGCAGUUAUCAAGGAAACAAAAGUAAACUUAUCCCUUUAACUGAAGUGUGCAUGCUAAUGCAAUCCCACCAGAUGUAGUGCAACUUGAGUGUAUUACUUUCUUUAAAUGGCGCUAGACUACUCGGGCUGGGAGACCAGUGGUUGGCGACUGUGGGUCGUUUGUUCUGGUAGUCGUUUCAUUCUUUCCCGCUGCUGUACACUUGUUUUUAUUGAAGCUCAUGUACUUUGGUUAUUUAGUCGCCAAUGGGGUCUCCUUUCUCCUUGGUCCUGUUGGCAAUGGCCGUUUGUUUGUUGCUUUGUGUGUUCUGGCACCCGACUUCAGUUUCUCCGCGUCUCCUUUUCCCAGAUGCUUUUCGUCCAUUGCUCCUGAAUUAGCCACGAGGCACAAAGUUGGGUUUUGUAGGUAGGCACAAAGUUGGGUUUUGUAGGUAUGCCCUUCGUGCACACACUAUCCGAUAGAUCAUAUCUGCAGUGUCCAAGUGGUGUGUAUAUUUUUUUUGGUUAGCUUAUUUGCCUUCUCUUUAACGCACAACCCUCUCCUUGUUUGCCAUGUGUCUGCAUGCUUCGGGUUGGUGAAGAGCCGCUAUGGUAGUUUUCACUCCCCACCAUAUUCUUCUCUAGCUAAGCUGCCUAGUGCCUGACACUAGGCCAUAUCUACUGUUGGGCCUGCAUGGCAUCUGGGGUUCUCCUUCCCACAGUAAGAACCUAUCAAGCGGGUGGUCAAAGCCGACACCUCAUGGUGAAUAAUAAUGCAGCCCCUUCUCCUCCCAACUCUGCGCUUCCUCCUUUCCUUUCUUGUCGUGCCAUCUGGCAUGCUGUCGAGCUACUGCGUCCGUAAUGGCCAACAGCGUGUAACCAUCGGUAUGAGCCUCUUACGAGUGGCUCGAGGCAACAGCGUCCACAUCCACAACGAUGGGCGGUGUUGAAACACCGAGCUUUAAUCCGUCCAAAUAUUUUUUUUCCUUUUUUUUCCAUCAAUAUUUUGUUCAUAAACUUCACCUAUCUAUAGUUUGGCUAUUAGAUUAGCGAGUGGUCAAAGCCCACACCUCAUGGUGACUAAUAAUGCAGCCCCUCUCCUCCCAACUCUGCGCUCCCUCCUUUCCUUUCCUGUUGUGCCAUCUGCAUGCUGUCGAGCUACUGCGUCCGUAUUGGCCGACAGCGUGUAACUAUCGUUAUGAGCCUCUUACGAGUGGCUCGAAGCAACAGCAUCCACAUCCACAACGAUGGGCGAUGUUGAAACACCAUGCCCAUUAAUCCAUCCAAAUAUUUUUCCUGUUUUGUCCAUCAAUAUUUUGUUCAUAAAAGUCACCUAUCUAUAGUUUGGCUAUCAGUUUAUACCGAAGCAGACUUGCUACUUCAGUUACCGCCACAUUUUAGGGAAAUAUCUUAAUAUGGCGUCCGACAAUGUUCUGUGAUCAUUAUGGUGGCACGUAGGGACCCACGGCGUCGUUAGAAAGUCCGUUACCACCCCUGGUAAAAUUGUUUAUUUCAAUGUAUUGUGCUCUACCAGAGGUUCUUUCCUAUCCAAUUUACGAAAGAUGUUUGACUCACUUAGUUGGAAAUUCUAAGGGUGUGUUUGGUUUGUGCCCAAGAUUGCCCUACCAAAAUUUUGGCUAGCCAAUAUUUUGGUUGACCUAUUCGUUGCCCACAAGUUGGCCAAUAUUGGCUAAAAAAAUGAGCUAGAGUUGAUAGUGGAGCAUCGGCAAGCCAAAAAGUUGCAACUGUCCAAACAAGAACCAAUCUUUUGGCCAUGACCAAAAAAUUGGUAGGGUAUGCCUUGGUAGCAAUCCAAACACACCCUAAGGCCCCUGUUGUUUGUCAGCUAGCGGCAGGAAUAAGAAUUGGAUACAUAUUUCUGUUGUGGCAUGAGAAUAGCUGGAUUCACUACAUAUCAUUGUUUGUUUUAUGCUUGAUGCAGGUGGUCGAAUAGUUCAGUUGAUCAGUAGAUUUUUUCGGCACCAGCCGCCAGGUAUACAUUUUUGGAAUUGCUUCCUUUGUAUGUUUUUGCCUGUCAUGCUUUGUAUAACCAUGCAUCAUAUGAAGCUUCACCAAUAGUUGAUGGGAGAAUCAUGUGUUGAAUUUCAUAGGAUACCACCUUUUGAAUUUGUCUCAUGUAUGAAGACCAGAGAAAAUUUAAAAUCAAUAAUUGAAUGUAAGUAAAACGCCCCCAGAUUGUUUUGAUUUUCAUGGACGGCAGCUCCAAAUUUUGUGCAAUGGCUAUCUCAAGGCUACUAAACUUCCAUCUGUCAUUUUCAGUUUCAUCUGGUUUUCUUAUCAGCACUUGGUGGUAUAAGUUGAACAGAGAACAGGGGUCAGGUAAGCACUACAUCAGUCCUCACACUUAUUAUGACCUUGUUGCAACUUCCUAGAAAUGAGUGCUUUGUAAUGGUUAUUUGACAAAUCAAGAAAAAAAAGGAAUGUAGGCGACAUGAAUGGAAACUGUGAAGUGGCACCUUGCUUUCAACAAAAAAGUUCAUUUUGUGUUCCCUAGUUUUAGCCUUUUAGGAUACAUAAUUACAUACCAGUAAAAACAAAAGAAUGGUUAUGAGCCAGCUGUAGACGCGUCAAAGAAUAUCAAUAAAAACUAAAGCAAUACAUUGUCUAUACAUCAAAGUUUUCCUUGUCAGAUAUUUUGUGUUUUUUUUUUUACCAUAACUUCGGAUUUUGGGCAGAUGGAUAGUUUUGUAAUUUUGUUGGAAUUCCCUGUUCCAUAAUAUAAGAUGUUAUUACAACCAAUAUACGAGCAAAUUGGUUGUAAUAAUAUCUUAUAUUAUGGGAUGGAGGGAGUACAAAAUAUUUAUGUGCUCCUUGAAUUAGAUAUUCUUAUGACGUGAAGUCUUACGCUGUGGUUUCACCGACCAACUAGUUCGUCCUUUUGCUACAGGUAGCUUAAUUACACAUUUUCUGGAAUUGCUGCUUUCAAUUUUUGUAGUUUCCUUGAUUCAGUAGAUUUGUGGUGUGCAUUAAUACGUUGCGCUUGAUCAAUCAGUUUUUCUGCUCACAACAAUAGUAUAGGUCAACAUUUAUUUAUCCAUGCAUUCGAGGCAAACAUUUGUUUGUGUAGACUUGGUUGUUUGUGGUAUCCCGUUUACAUGGCAUCAUGUUUGAUAAAAUUGCAAUAACGAAGCAUCAUGUUAGUCCCUUUAUUAUUGUUAUAUACUCGUGCCACAACUUUUUCUAGAUACCGAUGUAACUACACACUAAAAUGCAUCUAGAUACAUCCAUAUCUAGACAAAGUCGCGACAUUUAUUUUGGAACGGAGGUAGUAACUGUUACUACAUUUUAAGCUUAAAUGAUAUAUCCAGUGUACUAGUUUUUAUUCUUUCCCCUUUCGUUUUGUAUGAUUCUAUCCCAUUUUUGGUGCCUUCCUCCCAUCUUUUGCAUUUUCAGUUUGCACAUGAUGUUGGCAAGGUAAAUACCCGAUCACUUGGGUGCAUUACCUUGACCUUUUGCUUUGUUCACACCGCAUUACUAUUUGCUUAUGUUACUUUAUUCCGUUUAGAACUGUGCAGUCACAAGCAUAUCUUUAGUUUAGGUGAAUAGCCAUUGUAGACUGAAUCCCUGGGCUAAGAAAAUUUAUCCCCUCACUCUAAGGCUGGUUUGUUUCAGCACUAUUAUUAGUCUCCUGAGGGAACUAUCUAGAAAAGCACAAAUAAGAAUGCACUCGCUAGUGUCCAAGCCCUCUAAUAUGGUUUUUGAAGAUUCAGUUGAGUAAGCUAAGUUUCAUUGCAAAUAUUUCUAAUGGUUUAAUCUCUAGAAUGUUUCCAGAAUUCCAGCCAACUUGCUCUAAGGAUCCAAAGGAUUGUUUCCUGUUCGGUUUAGUAAGCUAAAUUCACUAUUUCACCAUUGUUUGUUGCUUUAUCCUCCAAAUCAGAUUUUUGAAAAGCAAUGUUUGAAUUAUCUUUAUAUUUGACUAACUGCCCUGCUGAUCAAACUAUCUGCUUUGGUGAAGAAGUGCGACCUCUAUUAUUUUCUUUUACUUAAAUUGCCAUUUUUCUAAUUAUCUUUUGGCAGAAGCAAGGAAUGUCUCUAGGUUUUUCUGAUAUCCUUUUUUCAUGUCGUUUUUUGGGAUAUAAUCAAGUCGGUGUUUGUGAUUUUAUUCAAACUCUUCUUUGGACUUGCAUUGUUGUUGAAUCCUUGGUUGCUUGGCAUGGCAAGAAGCCGGAAUCUGUAACUGACCCAUCUGAGAUCUUGUGGGUCUAUGAAGGUGAGUGUCCGUUGGCAAAACAAGGCACGAGUUUGUCUUAUGUCAAACCCUCUAAUCAGCUGUUCCGGAAUUUCUUGAUGAAUAUAUAAAUGGAUAAAGUUACUCUACUUUCUAAUCCCUCAUGCUGCUGGUGCAGGCUGGUCAUGGCUUGCUGUUACUUCUUGUCAAUUCUUGGUGUGCCUAUGUCCUGAACUGAUAAGUACAUUAAAGAUUAUAGUGCAUCUUUUUGUCUUUGUUGUUCAGUUAAUUUAACCUUUGUGAACCGAAAACUCUGAAGCCAGAGAGGCAAGCUAAAUGGCUCUCCUCAAGAUUCCAAAAAGAGUUGAAGCUAUCCUUUUUUGACAGGGUUGAAGAUGCGUCUCACUGCAGGCUCUGGUAAAUGCACUGAUGAUUAAAGUGGACAUGAUGGCGAGGGUCCACAAAAGGAUCAGUGACUAUGGGCGUCCAAAGGAAAUGUUGCCUGCUUUUGCCUAGGCGUAAGUGUAAUUCCUCUUGGAGUGAUGAUGAAUGAGAAGCUAAAGUCUUGCUUUAGAUGAAAUACAUCAAAAAUUUGAACCAAGUAAUAGCAAACUAUCCGAUACAAAUGUAGAAUUUGUAAUACACGUCUUACUUGCAAGACAAAUUGUAAGGUAAUCUGUAUACUGAACAUGUUUGUGUGCUUAUCUGUAACAGUGGACCAGCUUUUAGUUCUUGCAAUGGUAGAUGAUGCUCUGCAUGGUUCAGACUUGUUAGAA